AUGUGGAAAUUUCAAGACAAGUAUAAUCAAGUGGCUGUGGUUCAUCCAGCAAAAGACAAAACACAAGGUGCAGCAAGUGCAAUAGCAAAUAUUACAGGGCAACAUCUCCAUUGGCAGGCGGCCACUUACACAGGCAUUCCUAGUCCAACUACAAACUCAAAUGCAUUAGUACAGUGUGCUCUCUGCCAAAGGAGAUUUGCCCGAAACACUUAUAAUUAUUUUCCUGGCUUUUGCCUUCAGCUUCUGAAAGGGAAAUGUUUAAUUCAUAGGAGAAGUGAAGAAAUGUAUAUGCAAGUACUGACAUGGAACAUCUAGCGACGACACAAACUAGAUUUUCUUUUGGUUUUGGUGUUCAAGUUCUAAAGGUCUGAAAAUGGAGACAUUUGAACUUAAAACUUAUUAAUGAGGGCUACUGAAGCUUGAAGAUCAUGAGCUGUUAGUGUCAUUCACUUGAUCAUGCUGCCUAGUAGUACUUCAUGGAAGGAGACGCAGGGUUAAAACUCCACUUUCAAGAUUAACAAUUGCAUUCUCAUGGUGAUAAAUGGUAUUUUCUUUAGGUUGGUACAGUGUAGGGCAGUAAAUUAUACUUGAAAUUUAUCUGAUUCAAACUUCAGUUUAUUCCCAGGUUUUCACUGAUCUAUAUACACAACCUCAUGAUGAAUUCGGCACACUUUGAUCCCAGUAAACAAACAAGAAAAGCAAAAAAGGAAAAAGUGAAAGGGUAUUACAUUGCUAUAGAGAGCCAUACAUAUAUGUAGGGACUAUUUAUCUGGUUUUGAUCCUGACAUGCCCAUUGUUUUGCAAUACAAUCAAUUAAUGUAGGGAACUGGUUUCCAACAUCACUUAAAAUUCUCAAGUGUUUUGUUAGGAGCUGUUUAAAUUCUCAUAAAUUUAAUGAGAAAAUAUAUAUGUUCCAUAUAUCUA
Messenger RNA from Gossypium raimondii (Peruvian cotton), 924 nucleotides. RefSeq lists its product as uncharacterized. The transcript has 4 exons. The coding region runs from base 1 to 315 and encodes 104 amino acids. The record is from RefSeq and is a predicted model, not a curated record. NCBI's taxonomy places the organism in Eukaryota, Viridiplantae, Streptophyta, Magnoliopsida, Malvales, Malvaceae.